AGGGCGCUAAAACAUUUAGGGAAACAUUUAUGAAUGGGAAGGACAACCCCGUUGCUCUAGCAACCAAACCCGGAAGUUGUAGUCUCCAUGGAAACAAGUUAGGCGACGUUAAAACGGAGAAGAGUAGGCUUUAUUUAGUUGAAGCUGUAGCUAGCCCGUCUUAUCACCGUUACACCGAAGAGUCCAAUGUCUCGAAAAGCACUGAAAGUGGUGGUUGAAUUAAAGUUCAGAGCGGUUUCUUGUCCUGGGGUUCAUCUGCCAGCCAAAGAUGAUAUCUACCUCAGCAUGUGCCUCAUGGGCCAGUAUCGUCAGUCUGAAUGUCUGCCUGCCGUCUUCCCUCUGCUGUUUCAUGAGAAGAUGACCUUUGAAAAGAUUUUCAGGCAUGCCGUUGACCCUGGAGACAUCGCUGUAAUGCUUGAGUAUGAGACAGUCAGAAUUGAACUGGUGCAGCUGGCCCCUCCUGCGGAAGACACUCUGGACUGCUUUGAAGAAGAUGUUCGACGGUUCUUAUUCCCAGAGCCCAAACUGGUUCCUUCCUUCUCUGGAAUGGACCGAGAGGUUCUGAUGACCCGAGCACCUUGCUUUCCAGGUAUCGCUCCGAGGUUGGAGUUUUCGACCAAAGCUACCAUCAUUGAGUGUUCAGCUGAUGCUGAGAUCAACGUUCUACCAAGUGUACCCAUGAGGCCAGUGAUAAAGAAGAACACAAAGCUUUCCAGAAGACCCAGGACCUCCUCUCCUCAGAGGAAACAACCUCAAACCCUUGUUAGGAGACAAGGUGGCAGGAUGGACAGAGAAAGACAAAGCACUGCCAGGUCACUGUCACACAUUCCCAGGUCCCAGUCCCUGUCCCCACUGAGAGCUGCAAACACCCAGCGUCUGACCCGACUCAGCCUGGACUCUGCAGCUCCCAUCCCAACCGACAUGGACAUAGCUAGUAACUCCCUGCCUAUGCUGACUUCGUGGCCUGGAGCCAGUCGACCUGACUUGCCCCACAGGUCUGCAGUGUUUACCAGCUCCUCUCCACCUUUGAUCAGGUCUUCAUCCACAGUAAGAUUCUCUCCAACUGGCAGAAGAUCUUUAUCCAAUGGUUUGGUUGGAGGGAUAUCUGAGGUCGACUCCAGCUCUUUAGAAACACACGACCCUCUUGACUACCAUCGUGGUCCUGACCCUUCAGCACUGUGGCGGUCUUACAAAGAACAAGCCAGGCACAGGUCUCUAACCAGUUCUCACAGAGAAUGGGAAGAAGUCCAUGAGCGUGUACGAGGACUCCUCACGACACCAAAAGCUGUAUGGCGACUACUCUACGGGGCCACAGUCUCUGAAGUAGAAAGGGUUUUGGCCAGAAGGUCCAUCUCUCCAGGUCCACCGUAAUGACCUUGCCAGGCUCUGGAAAGGGAAAGAGACCACCGUAUUGCCAAUAAAGUCUUCAGAUAUCAUGACUCUGCUGGUGUGUGUGUGUGUGUGUGUGUGUGUGUGUGUGUGUGUGUGUGUGUGUGUGUGUGUGUGUGUGUGUGUGUGCGCAAAACAGAGACGUGUUUCAUUGGUUUGAUAAAUGUCCACACACACUGUA
This is a messenger RNA of Xiphias gladius (swordfish), 1570 nucleotides long. RefSeq names its product spermatogenesis associated 6-like (gene spata6l). Gene Ontology annotation, molecular function: myosin light chain binding. Bases 187 to 1371 code for a protein of 394 amino acids. The transcript is spliced from 13 exons. NCBI's taxonomy places the organism in Eukaryota, Metazoa, Chordata, Actinopteri, Istiophoriformes, Xiphiidae. The record is from RefSeq and is a predicted model, not a curated record. Gene Ontology annotation, biological process: spermatogenesis.